CAGUUCAAGUGUCUCUGGGGGGUUCUGUGUGAAGCAUGUCUUUGGGUAGCAUGGGAACAGCCGGCUCAGUCUGGGAAAGGAAGCAGGCUGUCCAUUGCUGUUGCACAAUCCAAUUAGCUCUGAGUUGCACCGAUAAGAAAACUGGACCAGAUCACACAGAGGCUUUUUGUGACCAGUUGUGCAUCUGUUAGUUGGCUGGUAAACCAUUUGAAGCAUCCUCAGCACCUUGUGCUAAUCAAGGCUUUUUCACCAGGGAUCCACAAGGAAACAAUACUGCUUCAAACAGCGUAACGUAAAAGCUGGGAUGGUGUUGACUGCAUACUUGCUGGCACUUAUGUUCAUCUGGACAGAAAUGUCAGCGAAAAUUGUUGUUCAACCAUGUAACCGGCACAUGUUUGAUAGCGCCGUUGACAACUGCCUAUCAGACUUCAACAAGAGCAUGGAGACAAGUGGCUAUCAGGACAGCUGUCCAUGGCCCACUGUAAAACGCAUCUACAACCAACUGGAGAUUUGCGUGGACGAUUGGGCAAAAAGGUCUUGGUGUAGGGGUCACGGAUUUCUGGUAAACACGGCCUUCUUGGAGGUUCAUAAGGUGUACUUUAAGCUUUGUGGACAGGUCCACGACCCCCCGCUCACUACUCUCAUUCUGUUAAUAGCCCCUGUUAUCAUUGCCACACUCCUCCUGCCAAUUUUCUGUGUUCCUCUCACCACCUGGAACUCAGAUAUGACCAGCACUUUGGGGCUCUGAUACGCUGAGCUGACAAAAGAUAAUUGCAGGAUUUUUCAGCCUAGGUCACCUUAUUCUCAUAAUUGUGGCCAUUCUGUCAGUGGGUCAUGCUAACUUUCAGCCCGUUCUCACUCCCAACUAGUCAAAUACCGCCGCUUGGUGUUCGUGUGUGACGAGUUGGGAUUGAGAACAUGUCGUAACUUUGCACUCACCACCUGUGGUGUAGAGAUAUCAGGAAAUGCGGACUCCAGCAAAACAACAUAUAGAACAUAAGCUUUUUAAAUAAACCUCAAUUUUACAAAAGUUAGUUAUGAACUAGGGCUGUCAGUUGAUUCAAAUAUUAAAUUGUGAUUAAACGCAUGAUUGUCCAUAGUUAAUCGUGAUUAAUCACCAAUUAAUGGCAAUUUUUUUAUCUGUUCAAGA
Messenger RNA from Sebastes umbrosus (honeycomb rockfish), 1150 nucleotides. Its product is annotated as receptor activity-modifying protein 1-like. Gene Ontology annotation, biological process: receptor internalization; G protein-coupled receptor signaling pathway; calcium ion transport. The record is from RefSeq and is a predicted model, not a curated record. NCBI's taxonomy places the organism in Eukaryota, Metazoa, Chordata, Actinopteri, Perciformes, Sebastidae. Gene Ontology annotation, molecular function: coreceptor activity. The transcript has 4 exons. Gene Ontology annotation, cellular component: cell surface; signaling receptor complex; membrane. Bases 305 to 748 code for a protein of 147 amino acids.